This is a messenger RNA of Rotaria sp. Silwood1, 309 nucleotides long. Lineage: Eukaryota; Metazoa; Rotifera; Eurotatoria; Philodinida; Philodinidae. The record is from the annotation of a GenBank genome assembly.
AUGUUCGAUGAAGAUGGUAAUAAGACAAUUAGCUUUAAGGAAUUUCUUCUAGCUAUUUCUCCUUCGACACAAGGUGAAUUGAAAAGUCGACUGGAACUCGUCUUUGAUAUGUACGAUAUUUCGGGUGAUAAGAAUAUGGAUGAAAAAGAAUUAGCUACGUUUAUUGUGGUUAUGUAUGAUCUCGUCGGUGAAACCAAUCGUAUAGGUGAUCGAGAACCUAAGGAACUUGCCAAAAAUAUAAUUAAAAAACUCGAUAAAAAUGGUGAUGGAAAAUUUUCUAGAGAUGAAUUCAUCGCGGAGUAUGUAUAA